UUAUUCGUCAAAGCAAACACGAAUUUUACUAGUGAAAUGAAACACGAAAGUUAGGCUAUUUACCACCACCCAAAUCGCAUCGUUCUCGUCGUUCCAUUAGAUCAUCCGGGUCAGCUUGGGUUGCCGGCGGCGAACCAGAGGGCGGAGAAAGAGAAGGAGUAUAGAAUAAUGGCGAAUCUUUUCUUGAAACAAGCAAAGCAAUACUCCCAGACUCGACCAGGUUAUCCGCAACAACUCUUUGAUUUCAUCGUCUCCAAGACGCCCAAGCAUGACCUCGUUUGGGACGUCGGCACCGGCAGCGGUCAGGCAGCCACCUCCCUUGCGAGCGUAUACAAAAACGUAAUCGGCACAGAUACAAGCAUCAAACAACUAGAAUUUGCUCCAAAACUCCCAAAUAUUCGUUACGAAUGUACAUCUCCCAACCUUUCCAUGUCUGAAUUGGAAAAGAAGAUCGGAACAGGGUCAAGUGUUGAUUUAGUUACAGUCGCUCAAGCACUCCACUGGUUCGAUCACGACAUCUUCUACGAUCAAGUGAAAUGGAUACUCAAGAAACCUAACGGCAUUAUCGCGGCAUGGUGCUACACUAUUCCAGAAAUUGAUGAUGAAUUCGAUCCAAUUUUCCGCAAGUUUUACUCAGAAUCAAAACCUCACUGGGAUUUGCUGCGAGGAAUUGUUGAUGACAAGUAUAGGAGCAUCGAAUUUCCGUUUGAAGCAGUGGAUGGAUGUGAUGACACAGGUCCGUUUGAGUUUCGAAGUAAGAAGAUGAUGAGUUUGGAUGAAUUCUGUACGUACAUUAGAUCAUGGUCGGCUUACCAAACGGCGAAAGAGAAGGGCGUUGAGUUACUGAAUAAUGGUGUGAUGGAGGAAUUCCGGCGUGCUUGGAAAGAAGACGAGAAUGGAGAAAAGAGCGUUACAUAUCCGGUUUAUUUAAGGAUUGGCAAAGUGGGUGAUUCGGUUUAAAUAUUGGCCGUUUGAAAUUUGAAGUAAAUUGAUUUUGGUAUGUGUAUUGAAUCGAUAAAUGAUAACUAUUUAAGUGAAGAUACAUGUAACACUUGAAACGAAUAUACGUACUUGUAUGUUAUGAUUUAUGAGCUGAAAUAAAAAUACAACAAUAUUAAUUU
This is a messenger RNA of Lactuca sativa (garden lettuce), 1121 nucleotides long. Its product is annotated as S-adenosyl-L-methionine-dependent methyltransferases superfamily protein. The record is from RefSeq and is a predicted model, not a curated record. Lineage: Eukaryota; Viridiplantae; Streptophyta; Magnoliopsida; Asterales; Asteraceae. Gene Ontology annotation, molecular function: S-adenosylmethionine-dependent methyltransferase activity.